Messenger RNA from Durusdinium trenchii, 1356 nucleotides. NCBI's taxonomy places the organism in Eukaryota, Dinophyceae, Suessiales, Symbiodiniaceae. The record is from the annotation of a GenBank genome assembly.
AUGGUUGUCGGUGCAUCCGGCCUUCGCAUGCGGGUGAAUCGAGUGGCAAGGCCAUUGAUGAAGAAGAGACAAAAGGACAUGAAGAAGAGCGAGCUUGCAGCCGAUACGGCUGAGAAGUCUUUUGAAGCAGUCAGAAAAGAGCUCAAGUCCAAGAGGAGCACCAUCAAGAAGGCAAGCGUGGACCUUCUCAAAACAGCCAAGGUAAUUUGUGCUGAAGGAAAGAUGGUGGACAAGAUGUCCAGGAAGAUGUGGGAGCUGUUUCAGUCAACCCUGAAGAAGAAGAUCCGGGACGCGCUGUCUUUGAAGAAGGAGAAUGACUACCAGCUACCACUGGGACAAGUGCCCAUUCUGCUCAACAAUGUGGAGCCCGAGUUGCUGGACCAGGUGCGCAAGUCGCUGGGCGAGAUGGUGACCGCACUUUCUUCAUCUACAGACGAUGAUGAUGACGAGGCGGAGCAGAAUGAAGACGAGGAGGAGAAAGAGGGCUGCGCGGAGCCGGCCGUGGACUCGCGCAGGGCCAUUGUAGUUGACGCUGUCGACUACACCAUUGCCCGGCGCGUUGAAUCGUGGAACAGCCGGCGCCAGCCUGGGAAGACCGAGAUUGAACUAUCCCGUCCUCAGCUUGUUCACCUUUGGAAGAAGUCCAACACGCGCGGUGGAGACUUCAAGCAGAAGCGGAUGAAUCAUGUCUCUUCUGCGACUUUGUCCUAUGAACACACCAGCUGCCAACUGACACUGAUGCUGAAUGUCGUUGCCGGGGAAGCCAAUGAUGUGGAUCCUGAGUAUCCGGGCACCUCUGUGGAACGGCUUCGAAACAUUCAGGCAGCGCGUGUGAAAAGCUUGAGCGUGGAAGAUCUCAGCAAAGAUUGGGAAGAGGUGAGGCGGACAAUCCUUUGGGCUGGAGGUUUGAAGGACUUGCCACACAGCCAACCUGGACAGGGAUACACUGGACACUCCUUCAAUGAUGACAACCAUUGUGAUUUGACGCCCAUGCUGGGGGAUGUCGCCCACAACCUCCACGGCGGGGAGAUCCGCGGAAUUGCGAUGGGAAAUCGAUUAGGUCCGGGUAUUGAGAUUGCUAGCUUGCCAGAGUUAGGGCCCGGAGGUUCUUGGAGCACCUGCACGAAUGGCUGCCACCUGGAUCCACCUCAGGACGUGGCUCACGUGCAAUUUAGGUCGCGCAUUGCCUUCAAAUUGGUUUGGGCACCACCGGACUUCAACAGCUUUGUCCUGGUGGAUGAUGGUGGUGAACUCUUGAACCAAGGGCGUCCCAAAGGCGACUUGCCAGACCUGCGUAUGCGCCGUGGCAACUAUGCGCUGGUGAAGGGCAGCAAGUGCCCCUAUCUGACAAUUUGA